AAUAAAAACUGUUGCUUCACCCCUAUAUUUUUUUCUCAAGCACUUGAAUACGCCGAGUCUACGCGCGGUGUAAUCUAUUAAUAAAACCGUUUAUUUGCAUUUUUCACUUUAAAAAUUGCUAACCACAUUUCUUAUAACUUAUUUGAGUUUCGUGUUUUUGUUUGUUUGUUGUUGUUGUUUUAUUCAGAGCUGAAAAGUUGCAAGAUGGCGAUCAUCAUGACAGGACUUGUUGUCUUGUUUGUCUCAAUGCUGCCGAUAGGCGUGCAUACUGGCGUCAAUAUGUCACUUGAGUGCUCCAAGCAUAUUCUCCAACCUCGGUAUCGAGCCAAUUGCGGCUUUCCUGGAAUAACUAAGGACCAGUGUGAAAACGGGCAUGGUGGUGGACGAUGUUGCUAUGACACCAGCGUAAAAGGCGUGCCAUGGUGCUUCUUUGGCAUUAAACGUUUGGUUUGCUACAAAGAUGUUAUCAACCCUAAGAAUCGAGUCAAUUGCGGAUUUCCUGGAAUAACUAAGGAACAGUGUGAAAAAAGGCAUGGUGGUAGACGAUGUUGCUAUGACGAUAGCGUGGAAAGCGUGCCAUGGUGCUUCUUUGUGUUUCCAUCAAUUAAAAGACUUCCAAUACGAAAUUCUCCAGUAUUAACAACCAAAAGGUCCAAAAUUGGUAUCGUCUAGGCAAAUUACUAGUCAUUGCUUUAAGUUUUUAAUGAAAUAAUUUUAAGUAUUUGCGGUCAAAAUAGUGCAAAUGAAAAAUUCUAGCCACGUCUCAUUAGCUAACUAGUAAAAAAUAAGUUGGGUGGCCACGGUUAGACACGUCGCACUGUAGUGAAUUGGUUUGAUUGAUGUUUCUGUUUUAGUGUUAUUUAGUCGUAGUCGUAGUCGUAGUCACAUUUAAGUAACAUUUAAUAGUGG
Molecule: messenger RNA, 909 nt
Organism: Actinia tenebrosa (Australian red waratah sea anemone)
Lineage: Eukaryota; Metazoa; Cnidaria; Anthozoa; Actiniaria; Actiniidae
Product: trefoil factor 3-like
Source: RefSeq, a predicted model, not a curated record